AUGUCCUCCUAUUUUGGCCUGCCGUGGUCCCCGGAUCUUGGAGAUUUAGACUUUUGGAGGGAGACCAGCGCCACGGGAUCCCCUGUAACGUUUCGGUUACCGCCAAAUCGACGGUCCCAGAUCAUGAGCCAGCUGAAACGGCGCGGCAUGCAGCCUGCUGUGAUGAUAGCUAACCUACAGCGGGCCAUAGACGUGGAGGCGGCGGCAAUAUCAGAACAAACUCAACCUGGGCUGGCUUACUUUGAUUAUGACAUAUAUCAUCCGUUAAACGAGAUAAAUAAUUGGAUGCUGUACAUGGCAGCGAAUUUUCCUCACCUUGUCUCCCUCAUCAAUGUCACGACAUCCUACGAAGGUCGUAACAUCAUGGCGAUAAAGGUGAUAACCAGUACUGCUGGCUCCCAGAGUGGAACUGCCAAGCCGGGGUUCCUCCUGACCGGAGGAAUGCACGCCCGUGAGUGGGUCUCCCCAGCUACUGUUGUAUACAUGGCUGGACAGCUCAUCGAACAAUACGAAGUCGAUGAGCAGAUCACGGCAAUGGUAGAAGCCAUGGACUGGUAUAUAGUACCAGUCGUAAAUCCAGACGGUUAUGUGUACAGCUGGACAACGGAUCGACUGUGGAGGAAAACCCGGUCCAGGCGCUCCGGCCAUUGUGUUGGUGUUGAUCCGAACAGAAACUUUAAUUGGAAAUGGUGCCAAAAAGGAGCGUCAAGAAACCCAUGUAGGAGCGAUUACUGUGGUCCCUUUGCUUUUUCGGAGACGGAAGUGAAGGGUGUGGCAGACUUCAUGAAAGCUGUACCCGGGCGGUUCCAGGCCUACGUCGAUGUCCAUGCCUACUCCCAGAUGUGGUUAUUGCCCUGGGCUUACACCAGAACUCUUUCCAAUAGUCAUAAACGACUGGAUGACUGUGCAACCGCGGGGGUUAGAGCCCUAACAGCCGUCCACGGAACCCGAUUCCGCAAGGGCACGGUUGCCAGAAUACUGUAUACAGUAUCAGGCUCAGGCAUGGACUGGGCGCAUGGGGCUAUUAAAAUACCAUACGUAGCCGGUCUGGAGCUCCGAGAUAGAGGCAACCAUGGAUUCCUCCUACCGGCCGAUCAAAUCAUUCCAACAGGGGAAGAAACUCUUCAGGGAAUAUUGGCCAUGGCAGAGCACAUAUUAGUGAAUCCGUAA
Liolophura sinensis is the source of this 1170-nucleotide messenger RNA. Its product is annotated as carboxypeptidase B-like. The record is from RefSeq and is a predicted model, not a curated record. Gene Ontology annotation, biological process: proteolysis. Bases 1 to 1170 code for a protein of 389 amino acids. Gene Ontology annotation, molecular function: metallocarboxypeptidase activity; zinc ion binding. NCBI's taxonomy places the organism in Eukaryota, Metazoa, Mollusca, Polyplacophora, Chitonida, Chitonidae. The transcript has 9 exons.